AUGGCAUCUCAUCCGCCUGGAGCAUGUUGCUACCAGGGCAUCAAGCACGAAGGACAGCCUGUUGGCAGCAUUUCCACUUUGGGGGAUUUCGAGAUUUAUACAAGCGCUCCGGCUGACAAGUCGACUGAGCAUGGAGUCUUGUUUCUCACCGAUGUCAUCGGACACCGGUUCGUGAACGCCGAGCUCGUUGCAGAUCAAUUUGCAGCCAAUGGACACUUCGUCAUGAUGCCUGACUUAUUCUACGGCGACGCCGUUCCGUUGAAUCGAUCUGACGCCUUCGACACGCAGAAAUGGAGGCAGGGAGAGUACAACGCGUCUAAAAGGGCGCAUCUUCCCUCGGACGUUGACCCGGUUGUCGAAGCUUGCAUCACUGAGAUGAGAACAAAGUAUCAGUGCAAGAUAAAACAAUUGGCUUCGUCUAGAGUAGCUUGA
Molecule: messenger RNA, 432 nt
Organism: Exophiala spinifera
Lineage: Eukaryota; Fungi; Ascomycota; Eurotiomycetes; Chaetothyriales; Herpotrichiellaceae
Exons: 2
Coding region: 1-432 (143 amino acids)
Molecular function (GO): hydrolase activity
Source: RefSeq, a predicted model, not a curated record